Messenger RNA from Hypomesus transpacificus, 976 nucleotides. It is a transcript of the gene chchd4a, whose product is annotated as coiled-coil-helix-coiled-coil-helix domain containing 4a. Lineage: Eukaryota; Metazoa; Chordata; Actinopteri; Osmeriformes; Osmeridae. Gene Ontology annotation, biological process: protein import into mitochondrial intermembrane space. The transcript is spliced from 3 exons. Gene Ontology annotation, molecular function: protein-disulfide reductase activity. The coding region runs from base 176 to 670 and encodes 164 amino acids. Gene Ontology annotation, cellular component: mitochondrial intermembrane space. The record is from RefSeq and is a predicted model, not a curated record.
CUGCGCGACUGAAAGUAGCAUUAGGUCAGGGGUAGCUAACCGGGCAGCUCCAACUGUCGGAAACCGACAGAUCACUAAUGAAUGUCCUUUAACAUUGAUGGUUAAUAACAUUACUUUAAGAAUCGUGCCAUUGUGAAUAUAUAACGUGGGCCGACAGAUACCAACCUUCGCAAACAUGUCUUACUGCAAGCAAGAGGGAAAAGAUCGUAUUAUCUUUGUAACUAAAGAAGACCAUGAGAUGCCAAGCAAUGCUGAGCUCAUUGCUGAUGACCCUAAUGAUCCCUAUGAAGACCAUGGUUUGAUCCUGCCCAAUGGGGAUGUAAACUGGAACUGCCCGUGCCUGGGGGGCAUGGCCAGUGGGCCCUGUGGUCAGCAGUUCAAGGAGGCCUUCUCCUGUUUCCACUACAGCAAUGAAGAAGUUAAGGGUUCUGAGUGUAUCGACAACUUCCGGAACAUGCAGGAGUGCAUGCAGAAAUACCCUGAGCUUUAUCCCCAGGAGGAUGAGAACGAGAGCCCCCCUCCGGGAGGGGUUGAUGCCACUGCACCAACUGAGGACACUGGCCUUCCCUCAGCCCCCUCCACUGACUCUGCCCCAGCCCCAUCUGAAUCCCCAUCUGAAUCAGGCCCAUCUGACAAUAUGCCAUCCACAGACAGCCAAGCUACCAGCUAAAACAAUGCAUCACCAUCUGCAGGCUCUCUGUCUCUCGUAAAAGAUUAACUGCCUUACAGAAGGCUCUCUCUCUGUGUGAAGUCGGAUACUCCAAACUUGCCCUCUAGGUUCAAAUCUUGUCACAAGGGCAGAGAACCAGAGACACACCCCAGCCUCAAGGAAGAUCUUGUUAAUGAAGGGACAAGUCAUGAAGACAAGGGGAAUGAUCAAAAUAAAAAUACUUUUUAAAGAAAAAAAUACAUUUUUUCUUAAGCUAUUGUAUUCUAAGCUUGGGGAGCACUUUAAGUCCUAACAGUGAUGAUUUAA